AUGACAGCGCGCACUGAGUUGGAGCUGGAGAAUGGCACUUCCCCAACCCCAACACCAACAGAAAAGGAGGCGCAAUCGGGGUCAAGUCAGUCGGACACGGGCCCAAUCGAUUGGGAUGGACCAGACGAUCCUGAGAUGCCACUGAACUGGCCAAAGUCCAAGCGAUGGAUCAAUACCAUGGCGGUGUCGACGUUGACCCUACUGACGCCCUUUGCAUCUUCCAUGAUUGCACCCGCUGUCCAACUCAUUAUGGACGAUAUGAGUGAAACAAACCCUAACAUAGGCUCAUUCUCGGUAUCAAUAUACCUUCUUGGGUAUGCUUUUGGCCCUUUAUUCCUCGCUCCACUCAGCGAGCUUUAUGGCCGUCUUCCAGUAUACCAUAUUUGCAUGUUUCUCUUUCUCCUGACAAACAUCGCAUGCGCAUUGUCUGUCAACAUGCCCAUGUUCAUCAUCUUCCGUCUGCUCACUGGACUGGUGGGUGCAUGUCCCUUGACUCUUGGCCCGGCUAGCGUCGCAGAUUGUUUCAGGCAGGUGGAAAGAGGCCGAGCGAUGGCCAUAUGGAAUAUGCCAGUACUGCUGGGCCCGAGUCUUGGACCUGCAGUCGGGGCAUAUGUCUCUAGAAGUUUGGGCUGGAGGUGGAACUUUUGGCUCCUUGUUAUUAUGAAGGAGACUCACCAUCCAACUCUGCUAAAGAAGAAGGAAAGGAAACUGCAAAAGUUACACGGCACUGAGCAGGUCUCUUCCACCCUCGCUUCCGACACGAAGAAUCAGCUCCUCAAGAAAAGCCUGGCUCGUCCAUUGAAGAUGCUCUUUCUGUCGCCCAUCGUUUUCGGCCUUUCUCUCCUGACUGCUAUCGCUUACGGUACUCUUUACCUGCUGUUCACCACGGUGUCUGAAGUCUUCAGGACCAGAUAUGGAAUAGUCACUAACGUCGGACUUGUUUACCUGGGCUUUGGUAGUGGUCAGAUUGUUGGACUCUUCGUCUUUGGCUUGCUCUCGGACGCUAUUGUGAAGAGACUGGCUAAAAAAGGCGGAGAGAUGAAACCAGAGUAUCGUAUUCCCCUCAUGAUUCCCUGCAGCGCAAUCAUCCCUAUUGGGCUGUUGGUAUAUGGCUGGACGGCUCAGUUCCGAGUCUUCUGGUUUGUGCCAAUUAUUGGCACAUUCCUCAUCGGCUUCGGGAUGAUCACGGUUUUUAGUUCCGUGAGCACCUACUUGGUCGACGCGUUCCCUGUUUACGCUGCGAGUGCUACUGCGGCCAACACUGUUCUGAGAAGUGUCGGCGGCGCCCUUUUGCCACUUGCUGGCCCGAAGAUGUAUGAGGCAUUGGACCAAGGAUGGGGUAAUACACUACUCGCAGGGAUAUCCUUGGGUAUGAUUGGCAUGAUAGUUAUGUCGUACAAGUAUGGAGAAAGAUUGAGAACAAAAGUUGAAUACUAA
Fusarium vanettenii 77-13-4 is the source of this 1437-nucleotide messenger RNA. RefSeq lists its product as uncharacterized. Gene Ontology annotation, biological process: transmembrane transport. The transcript has 3 exons. The coding region runs from base 1 to 1437 and encodes 478 amino acids. The record is from RefSeq and is a predicted model, not a curated record. Gene Ontology annotation, molecular function: transmembrane transporter activity. Lineage: Eukaryota; Fungi; Ascomycota; Sordariomycetes; Hypocreales; Nectriaceae.